This is a messenger RNA of Nelumbo nucifera (sacred lotus), 922 nucleotides long. The record is from RefSeq and is a predicted model, not a curated record. NCBI's taxonomy places the organism in Eukaryota, Viridiplantae, Streptophyta, Magnoliopsida, Proteales, Nelumbonaceae.
GCAAUAAUGCUCAAUCUCUGUGUUUCUUCUUCUUCUUUUGGGCAUCAUCCAACCACUCGCUGGAAGGUGGAAAAUCCACAUACCAAGAAGGAAAGAACCUCAGUUUAUUACAGAAAAGUGAGAAAACCCAAUUCUUCCUAUUAACUCAUACUUCCGAUGGCCCUCAGAGCUCCUUCUUUUUGCCCCCAAAUCCUUUCUCAACCCGUCAAAUUCGAGAGUCAACCCUUCCCUUCCACGAUCUGCCUCAGAAACAGCAGAAAGGUACCAAUUUUGUGCAGCAAUAGCAUCGGUGAUGCUGAGCUUGCUGCGGAUUUAGCAGAAGAGGUGGCAAGGAUAAACAUCAAUUCAUUAGAGCGAGAGGAAGCGAUGAAGAAGAGCAGAGAACUCUUAUUUGGGGAGUUUUGUAAGUAUCAUGGUCUAAAAGCAGAGGAGGUAAAGAAGAGAUGGGGAAAGGUGGAUGAAGAAGAGAAGUUAAAUAUGAUUCAAGGGUUUGUUUCUGAGUGGAGUGUUGCUUUUCAUCCCUUGUCGUCUAGGUCUGUUAAAGAGUUGGUGGAAGAGCAUUUGGCCGAAGAGGUCCCAUCUCCCAUUUCUUAUUCAUCUUCUCUAUUCCCUGCUUUGAAGAGGAUAAUGGGUUUCUCAUCAGACAAUCAAAGAUAAGAGCAAGUCAUGUGCUUUAACAGUACAGCAAUUAACAUUGAUAUGUUUCUUAUAUCUUAUUAUUCUUUUUUGUUUCUUUUUUUUUUUGGUUGAUGAGUGAUUUAGAAAUGAUGGGCUUGCCUUGUUUGGACUUUAUGUUAAGGUUUGAAUACUGAAAUUAUGAAACCAAUUAGAGCGGUUGGUGGGAGAAAUUGUUCUCUAUGAGACUGAGUCUAUGAUUAUGUUAGUUUAAGUCCCUUAUUCAAAGUUUGAUUUUAUUUAUUCA